Molecule: messenger RNA, 3174 nt
Organism: Polyodon spathula (Mississippi paddlefish)
Lineage: Eukaryota; Metazoa; Chordata; Actinopteri; Acipenseriformes; Polyodontidae
Product: zinc finger protein 135-like
Exons: 2
Coding region: 34-2790 (918 amino acids)
Biological process (GO): regulation of transcription by RNA polymerase II
Molecular function (GO): RNA polymerase II cis-regulatory region sequence-specific DNA binding; DNA-binding transcription factor activity, RNA polymerase II-specific
Source: RefSeq, a predicted model, not a curated record
GAUCGGCGCUGGGGCCGUGCAGUCAGGUCCGGCAUGCAGAGAGUAAGGAUCGAGGGUGCAGCCGGCAGCUGUACUGUCUGCGUGACGUCACUCUUCGCCCUCGCUUCCGAUCCGAGUCGUGCGUGUGCGUGUGCGUGUGCGUGUGCGUGUCGAGUCCAGCACAACAUGGCCGCUUUAGCAGCUGUAGACUCUCCUGGAAGCGACGGGGGGCUGCCCCCGGAUUUCGGGAAAGAGAAGGCAAGCCGAGGCGACGCUGCUGAGAGCGAAGGGGCAGGUGUAAUGAACGGGCUGGGCAGCAGCGAGAUGAUUUUAACGAGUGCGGGUAACGAUGCGCCGGUCGGGGCGGUAACGGCACCGCACACUUCUGCAGGGAACAUGAACACCCCGCCCCCCAAAAUAGACGUGGUCGUGCUGCUGUCAGAAGAGGAGGAAGAGAAAGCAGGGGCACACCCCGGCCAGGACAACAAUACCAGUAAUAAUAAUAAUAAUAAUACUAAUAAUAAUACCAUUGCAAGAGGAGACGACUCUGGAGGACAUUAUAAACACGAGGAAGGCGAAGCCGCUGCUGCUGGGGAAAGCGCCGAGGCGGAGCGCACACCAGACUGCAGCUGUACAGGAGAGCACUCUACAUGUGAUCCUGGAAUCCCUGUGCAGGAAGGAGAAGGAGAGGGAGUGCGCUGUGAAAAUGUCCUGCCCGGGUACAGCCAGCCGGAGGAACAGCACGAUACGCACAGCGGCAUCGACAGCGCGGAGCCCCACAGCCACCCCUCGGAUCCAGGCAGGGGGGCGGUGCCCUGGAGGGGGAAGCGGCGGCUGGAGUGUGCCGAAUGCGGCAAGAAGUUCAACCGGCGGGAGACCUUCGAGCUCCACCGGCACCUCCACACCCGCGCCGGCGAGGCUGCCACCCUGACCUGCCAGGACUGCGGGUUGAGCUUCCAGCAACGCAGCCACCUGGUCAAACACCGGCGCCAGCACGAGGCCGGGGCAGGGGGACCCCGCUCCCCCCCCGAUCCCCUGUCCUGGAAGCCCUACCGCUGCCCGCUGUGCCGCGAGGAGUUCCAGUUCACCGCGUCGGUCGACGCCCACAUGCGCGGCCACUCCCUGGACAACCCCUUCCGCUGCGCGGAGUGCGGGGAGCAGCUGUCCUGCGCCGUGGCCCUGCGAGACCACCAGCGCUCCCACGCAGCCCCCCCGAAGACCACCGAGAGCCUGGACCGCGGGGCGGCUCCCCAGCCCCUCCCGGCUGCUGUGGAGGGUCACCGGGAGGGGGAGGAGGAGGGGGGGGGGCCCCACCAGUGCGGAGUCUGCGACAAGCGGUUCGAGCGCGCCAGCCACCUGCAGCAGCACCGCUACCUGCACACGGGGGAGAAGCCAUUCACCUGCCCGGACUGCGGGAAAGCGUUUGCCUUCCUGCAGAACAUGAAGGCGCACUGGAGGCUCCACGGCGGGGAGGGGGUCUCCACGAACAGGCUCCCGGACGCGGACCGCCCCCUCAAGGGCCUCCUGGAGUGCCCCGAGUGCGGCAAGGGGUUCCGGCACCGCUCGGUGAUGGAGGGCCACAUGCGGAAGCACACGGGAGAGCGGCCCUUCCAGUGCAGCCUCUGCGGGAAGCGUUUCAAGUACAGCAGCUACCUGCAGCAGCACCUGGUCCUGCACAGCGGCAGCAAACCCUUCCCGUGCCCGGUCUGCGGCAAGGCCUUCGCCUUCAACCAGAACAUGAAGGCGCACUGGAAGCUGCACCAGGAGAAGCCCCACCGCUGUCCACACUGCCGCAAGGGCUACAGUGAGGAGGGGCAGCUGAGGGAGCACCUGGCCAGCCACGCCGGGGACAAGCCUCACCUGUGCGGGCUGUGCGGCAAGAGCUUCGGCCUGGCCUGCCAGCUGCGGGACCACCAGGACACGCACAGCGGGGAGCGGCCCUACCGCUGCCACGAGGGCUUCCCCUGGCUGGGCAGCCUGCCAGUGCACCAGAAGAGCCACGAGAGCAAGAGGCAGGGCGCCGCAGGACGGGCGCGCAGCCAGAAAAGAAACCGCGCAGGGGGGGCCAGGAACCAGCCGCGCCCCCCCCAGGUCAGGGAGCCAGGGAGCAGGGGCCUCUACGGGGGUGCCUUUCAGCCGCAGCCCAGGAGGGACGGCGCGCACCUGUUUGCGAGCCCAGAGGAGCAGGCGCAGCUACUACAGCUGCUGCAGCAACAGCAGCAGCUGCAGGGGGCUGUGGCGCCACAGCACAGGUGGAUGGAGGUGCAGCAGAGGGAAGCCGUGCAGCAGCUUGAAGUGAACAACAGCGCGCAGUGGCAAGCGAAAAUGCUGCAGCAGUGCCCCCGCGUUGAGGCGCAGCAGCUGCAGGAAAGGGCCACGGCACAGCAGCAGAAGCAGCAGUGGCAGGAACGGGCAACCGAGCAACAGAGCGUUGAGCUGCAACUGCAAGAAAGGGCUUUUGGGCAACAGCAGCUGCUGGGAGAGGAACAGCAGCAGCAGCAGCGCAUGGAGGCGCAAGAGACAGCAUUGGAGCAGCAGUGCAUUGAGCUGCGGCAGACGGAGGAGAGGGCCGGAGAGAAGCGGUGCACGCAGGAGCAGAGAGAGGAGCCGCAGCAGGGUGGCGCCGGCGAGCAGGAGGAGGUGCAGGAGCAGCGAGGGGGGUCCCCUCUGCUGAAAGGCUCCGAACCGCAACCACUGCGGCCGCCGCCGGCAGGGGACGGGCAGCUCCAGUGCAUGGAAUGCGGCCAGGCGUUCCCGCGGGAAGCGGCGCUCCACGAGCACUACAUGGAACACGCCCGGGGAGACGUGUGACUCGGGUUUAACCCUUUACUGGACUUUGCAGGGCCAAGCUGGGGGGCAGCAACACUACAGGACUGGAGAAUACAGGACAGCUGGACAGAGGUUCAGUUAUAUGAACGUGUGUGUGUGUGUGUGUGUGUGUGUGAAGAGAAUGUGUGGGGGGGGGGGGCGUGCUGAAAAGCCUGAGCUGUCCCAGGGUGCUCUCAUGUCCACGGAGUCACACAGCGACCCUGGCAUUGCAUUCUGAGGCACGGUAACAAUCCCACCCUGCCUUCUGUCUCAUUAACAGCGUCUGCCAGCCCUGGUGCUCUAGCACAGCACGUUGUUCCAGUCCAGAAACACACCCCAAGUAUUAGUAUUAGUAUUAGUAUUAUUAUUAUUAUUAUUAUUAGUCAU